Cuculus canorus (common cuckoo) is the source of this 2678-nucleotide messenger RNA. RefSeq names its product E74 like ETS transcription factor 3 (gene ELF3). Gene Ontology annotation, biological process: regulation of transcription by RNA polymerase II; cell differentiation. The record is from RefSeq and is a predicted model, not a curated record. Gene Ontology annotation, cellular component: nucleus. The coding region runs from base 575 to 1717 and encodes 380 amino acids. The transcript is spliced from 9 exons. NCBI's taxonomy places the organism in Eukaryota, Metazoa, Chordata, Aves, Cuculiformes, Cuculidae. Gene Ontology annotation, molecular function: DNA-binding transcription factor activity, RNA polymerase II-specific; sequence-specific DNA binding.
CUUUUCUCCUCUGGGGCCUGUUGAUGUCCCCCAGCCCAGGAUGGCUGCUUUGCUCCCCUCCCUGUGCAUCUUCGCUCUCGCCGGGGGAUGCGUUCGUUGUUUCCUUGGUGGGUGCCUGCUCUCCCACAGCGGCUGUCAGCCCUUUUGGGGAUCAGCAGGACAGCGGAUUGGAGGGCCUCCUCCAGCCCCCAGGUUUUGUCAAGCGAACAGCAAGAUUUGCCUCUUCUACAAGCGCCAGGCAGGAUUUGGUCUCCUCCUGGUUGCAGAGUCACUGGGAUGUGCUUCUUGCGACUGGUUGAGAGGACCGGAGCUGCCACGCUGGAGUCCCAGCACCAGUCUGUGCUAGCCUGAGCCCUGCCGGGCUGGGGGAACGCUCGACGGCUGAGCUCCCCGCAACACCCCAAUGGAGGGGCCACGCAAAACCAUCCUCCACAAGCCACCUGCUUGCUGGCCCUUUGCACUGGCUGCAGUGGACUGCUAGGGACAGGGCUAUUCUGCAAGCACGGUGACGCCAUGUCCCCAGUUUGCUCCGGCUCAGCCUCCCUUGCUCCCGGUGCCCGGGGCGGUGAGCUUGAUGGCGGGAUCUUGUGAGAUCAGCAACAUCUUCUCCAACUACAUCAGUGCCAUGUACCAGCCAGACGAGGUGCAGCCAACCCUGGACAUGCUGGGACACCUUGGGGAUGACAGCGCCCUGGGGCUGAGCCUCCCCACCAGCCAGCCCCCAGCACAGACCACAGACAAGCCGGAGUGGUUCAGUGAGCUCCCAUACUUCUGGACCAAGGUGCAGGUGCUGGAGUGGAUCAGCUACCAUGUAGAGAAGAACAAGUAUGAUGCCAGCUCUAUCGACUUCUCCUGCUGCAACAUGGACGGGCAUGCGCUCUGCCACUGCACCAGGGACCAGAUGCGCCUCAUCUUUGGGCCACUUGGGGAUGAGCUCUAUGACCGCCUGCAUGAGAUCAGCAUCGCUAAUCCCAGUCCCUCCACGCCUGCAGCCUCCAAUGAGCUCAACUGGAUCAUUGACUUGCUGGAAAAAGAGGAUGUGACUUCUCAAGAAUUAUUCCUGAACUCCAGCCACUUGGAGCUGGGAAAUCCCAGAGACUCCCUGGAGGACAUGAAGCCCACAAACCCUUUCCUAUCCACAGACUUCACCUGCUUGCCCGGUGCCAUGUCCCCAGGCAGCUCUGAUGUCUCAGGGCCUGUGAUGUCCCACAGCCCCAACUCCCAGGACUCCGGUGGAAGUGACCUCGACCUCGACCCCACAGAAGCAAACCUCUUCCCUGAUGAUGGCUUCUCAGGGAAGAAGAAAGGGGACAGCAAACAUGGCAAGAGGAAACGGGGACGGCCCCGAAAACUAAGCAAGGAGAGCAGAGACUGCCUGGAGAGCCGAAAGAGCAAGCACUCCCCAAGAGGUACCCACCUGUGGGAGUUCAUCCGGGACAUCCUGAUCCACCCUGAGCUGAAUGAGGGGCUGAUGAAGUGGGAAGACCGGCAGGAGGGUGUAUUCAAGUUCCUGCGCUCAGAGGCAGUGGCUCAGCUCUGGGGCCAGAAGAAGAAAAACAGCAGCAUGACCUACGAGAAGCUGAGCCGAGCCAUGAGAUACUACUACAAGCGAGAGAUUCUGGAGAGAGUCGAUGGGCGACGGCUGGUGUACAAGUUUGGGAAGAACUCCAGCGGCUGGAAGGAAGAGGAGGUGCUCAACAGGAACAAGGAGCUGUAGGAGUCCUGGAUGAGCUGGGGUCUGACAAGCCCCUCGGGGCCAGCCCUGAGCUGCACUCCUCGUCAGGAAGCUUUGCCUGCAGCGGCAUCUGGAAGCUGCUGCCCUGUGCAGCGUGUGAAACUCCGAACCUUGCAUGGGCACACUCAUGCGCGCUGGUGGCUGCCAGCAAUGAGGUCUUCAAAGCUAAUAUUUUGGCUCCAGUAGGUUAUUGUAAACCACUAUUUCUCUUGCUGGUUUUGCACCUCUGACUGGAGUCGCAGUGACUGUGGCUGUUUCAAAGCUGGGACAAACACAAAGGGAAAUAACAGUCUGAGUAGCAGCUGGCACUGCAGUGAGAGCCCAGCAGUCUCUACUCUCACCUCCUGCCUGGGCUUCGGGGCAGCACCACCAUCUCACCUGUGAGCAGACAGACCUUGUCCCAGCGAUGGGGUCAUCCCCAAGCACUGCUUGCACCGUGCUGAAGGCAACCACCUUCCUGUUUGCUCCGCAUGGGAUGGGUGAGACCCUGCCUUUGCAGCAGCUACUCAGUGUGGCAUCUACUGGGAGGAGAUGGGAACAUUGUGGAGCCUCUUCUGGCCCUGGAGAGCCCUCAGGGGCAAGAGGACUCAAGACAGCAGGACCGUGUUGCAUUUCCAGCCCAGCUGCCUGUAUCUAGAAACAGGCCUUUCCCCAAAGUAGCUUCUAAUUUAUGUAAGAUCAAGAAUCAGCACAGAAUGAAUGUACAGAUGUAUUUUUUCAUGAGUGAGAAGUUCCCGUGUAAGAGUGUGCGUUGUAUGGCACACACGUGUCCUGUGGCAGCUGGUGAUACUCAGCUGGACUGAAGCAAUGUCACGGGGGCACAGGCUGGCUCUGUGCCAGCCACAGGAGAGGGGAUGCCAGCCCAGCCAGGCACCCAGCAGGUGCAUGUGGUUUCCUCCUUUUCAAAUGGGAACAUAACAGGAAUAAAUUGCUGUUUGGUUUU